AGGUAUCCAGAUAUGAAUCUUCUUGCCACUACUAAAAGUUGAUCUGCAAUUAUUGAAAUUAACUUAACAACCCCCGUCCUUUCCUCGCAUAAGCCAUUAAUUACAGAAUCCAGAGUGGCUGAAGAAGAAAGGCAAAAAAAAAAGGAAAAAAAAAAGAGUAAUAAUAAUAAUAUAAUCUAAAAGGAAGAAAAAUGGGAAUAAUUACAAUAAUAAUAGUAGUAAUAAUAGCCAUUAGUUUACUAAAAAGGUAUCUUCAAUGUGGUUUUUCUUCCGACAGUGACACCCCUGCGGGUGUCAAGCUUGUGUUAAACACAUUUCCGGUAGAUUCAAGGGCAGUACAAGAUGGGGAUGGUGUAAUAGUCUAUGUUAGUGUUAGCAUCUCAGAUGCCCCCAAAAAGGUUGUAAUGGCGGCUGUCAAAUGCAAUGAAGCGCGUGCUGCGAGGAACUAUGACAGAGCAUAUGCAUUGCAUAAGCAAAUUAAAGAUGCAGGAUAUGGGGUGCUAUAUAUCAAUCGUAGGCAAAUGCUAGCACGAAAGUAUCGAAUUAGACUAAGGGGAAUAGAUGCGCCUGAAAACGCAAUGCCUUACGGAAAAGAGGCUAAGGAUGAGCUGGUGAAGAUAAUCUCUGGGCAGUGCUUGAAAAUUUUGGUCUAUAAUGAAGAUCAGUAUGGUCGUUUUGUUGGGGAUAUCUACUGUAAUGGCAUCUUUGUGCAGAAAUUAAUGCUGAAGAAAGGACUUGCGUGGCACUACACUGCCUAUGACAACCGGCCGAAAUUAGCAAAGUGGGAGAAAUGUGCCAGAGAUAAGAGAAUCGGGUUGUGGGCUUCAUCGAAUCCUGAAAUGCCAUGGAAAUGGAGGAGGAACCAUCCUGAACAAAGAUAUUAAACUCUGAAAUAGGGCUGUAAGAACCUUAAUCUCGGUAGGUACUCAAAUUGUUAGAAUUACUUUAAGGUGUGAAUUUAUGUUCUUAAUUAGCCCAUGUAUGCUAUCUGACCAUCAAACAGAUCUAGAUAGAUUUGCUAAUAUGGGUAUGUUGUAUUGUAACAAUUAUGCUAUGGUUAUGCCAGUUGGCAAAGUAGGUCUAACGUUCACUGUC
Molecule: messenger RNA, 1095 nt
Organism: Erigeron canadensis
Lineage: Eukaryota; Viridiplantae; Streptophyta; Magnoliopsida; Asterales; Asteraceae
Product: staphylococcal-like nuclease CAN2
Exons: 6
Coding region: 192-884 (230 amino acids)
Cellular component (GO): cytoplasm
Source: RefSeq, a predicted model, not a curated record